UGCACAUUCCUCCAGCAGGUUUCUAGCCCCCGCUCAGCCCUGGCUUCUGCAAGGUCCUCUCUAGUGGCCACAGGCCUCUUGUCACUGCACCUGUCACCCAGCGGGAGCAGCAUCUCCCAGAGCAGCCUGCACACCAGAGACCCAUCCCUCCCCACAACAUGGGGCGCCUACCCCUGGGCAGUGUCUCCCCCUAUGUGAAGAUGAGCUCUGGAGGGAGCAUGGACCCAAUGAAAUUCUAUGCCACCAGCUAUGGCACAGCUUACGGUCAGGAGAAGUUCCAUCCUCGUGUCGGAUGCCAUUCGGGAACUGGGUACAAAUCCAAUUACCUGCCUGUUGUCUACUACAAGUCCAGCCUGGACAGAGUGGAUAACCCAGCCAUGGGGCUUCUCCUGCGGGAUAACUAUGAGUCAGUGACCACCCAGCACUUCCGUCCCCUCCAGGUGCCUGACGGCAAGUGCCCACUGCCUUGGAGCGUCCACCAGGCAGGGAGUGGGUUUGUUCGGGAGAAGCCCAUUUCCUGUCCCACUGUCAAAGCAGUGAAGAAAGUCCACUUUGAUACGCGAGAAGAGGGCGGGCCACAAGGCAUAGCAGGGCUGGAGCCCAGACAUGCCCCCAUCCUCCACAUGCUGCAGGGGAAAGGCUCAGUCGACAGAGAGAAUGCCAGACAUGGACCUCACUACAUGUCCACAGAGUAUAACUCCAAGUUCCGCUUUGAGAUGCCCAGGCAGUCAGAUUUCCUACAAAGGAAGACCAUUGGAGUCAAGGAGGAGACAGGAUUCACUGAGGAGGUCCACCGGAACCUCACUGUACCACAGCCACUGAGGAGUCAGCCUGGCAUCAGCAUCACCAAGACAGACUUCUUACCCUCUACAAUCCCCCACGGUGAUGAAUUCCUACCUGUGCUAGCAAAAGGCUCCAAGCGGGAGACAGGGUUCAGCCGGGGUGCCACAGACCCAAAGGGGACAGUGCCCUCUCUAAGGGUGGAGGACUCUGGUCCCCUGAGCCAUUCCCAUUUCCAGGGGCUCCAGAGGCCUCUGCAGACCCAGACCAAGUUGCUGGGCCGGGAGUACGUGGGAAAAAAGGAGCUUUCGGGGUUCAGUAUCAACAAUGGCAAGUAUGUGACACCUCCUUAUGACCCGGACAUGCCCAACCAGUACCUGACCAGCUACAACUCCAUGUUUUACGAGAAGAUGCUGAAGGGAGUAGACAGAGAAGGAUGGACCUGGGGAGGGAUCCAGCCCCAGCAGCCAGGUGGCUUCACCACUAACAACCACGUCACUGACCUGGGCAGUGACCCCAAUGCCACGGAGACCCUGAGACGGGUCCAUCCCCACGUUGGCAGGGUAAUCACAACAGUGGACCCAUUUUAUCGUGAUAGCCCUCAUGACCAUCGUUUCUCAGCUCUUCACCAAACUGUGGUACCCGAGUAGCUUGAGCUCCAUGCCAGUGUUUGCAGCUGUAGGACUGAUGCUACCUGACUCAGGUGCCCCUGUGCAGUAAUAACACCCCGUGCCUUUUGAGUCCGAUGGACAAGCUGAUCCUUCUACUAUAAAAGGAACCCUGCUUGACUGAGCUGCAAAACUGCCUUCUCCUGGGGGUUGGGUAACAGCAAAGGGAGGAGGCAGUGGCGUAGAAGAGGUUAAUAGACAGUAUAAGACAGCCCUGUGUUUCUGCCUGGUUCUGUUCUAUUGCACAGCUGCAUACACACUGCAUUUCCAUGCUCUCUUUUGAUCAAGUGAUUGAUCUCCUCCCCAGCUCUAACAUGCGGUAGCUAGAUCCUCACAUUCUCAGCCUAACCUAGAUUCAUGCACGCAUUACCUGCAGAAAAUGAAUGCACACAGGAGGGUGGCCUGUUCUCCUACACCUCCUGCUGCGUGUAAGACACACAUGCAGCAGGGUGUCCUUCCACCAUCAGGGUGUAAAGCACAUCCCAGCAGGAUAUCCAUGCACCAGCACAGUAUGAGGUACAUGCACAGUGGGAUAGCCAGGCAGCCAGCACAGUGUGAGGCACACAUAUUACAGGUGUGGUGUGUUGUUUGCACACACUCAUACGCUCUAGGAUUUCCACACUCCAUGCAUGAUGUGUGGUAUGUGCACACAUAUACAUUGUAGGGUCUCCACAUCCCCAGUGCAGCAUGAAACAAGAACACAGCAGUGUGACAUAGGAUGAAGGCCUCUCUUUCGCUGCUCAGUGUCCUAUUGACCGCUCACCUCCUAUGAAUUUAAUACACCUCCUCUCUACCUGUCCUCAGGCUCAAUUUUCUCCCCUCACCUGAUGCUUGCUAUGAUAUGUCUGCACUCUUUUUCCAGCUCUCA
Molecule: messenger RNA, 2316 nt
Organism: Alligator sinensis (Chinese alligator)
Lineage: Eukaryota; Metazoa; Chordata; Crocodylia; Alligatoridae
Gene: SAXO4
Product: protein phosphatase 1 regulatory subunit 32
Exons: 14
Coding region: 159-1430 (423 amino acids)
Molecular function (GO): phosphatase binding
Source: RefSeq, a predicted model, not a curated record